AUGAAGAGUAAUCUAUCAAUCAGCGAUAAAAGUGAGAAAAAAAAGCCCGUGAACGACCGCGUGAUCAUCACCGACGAAGAAAUUGACAGAGAAAUCGAUUUUGAAUUUGAAAAAAUUUAUAUUAGCAGCAUUAAUGACUUUAAUGAUAAAGAAAAAGACAUUAAUGUCGUGAUUAAUGAUGAUGAAGGAGUUAAAUCAUUUAAUAUGAUUAAUUUGGGUGAGGAUCGGCAGGAUACUUACUCGGAAAUUUCAUCGACAGUGAGAAUUCAAAAUGGCGGGCAGAGGCAGGAUUUUUUAAAUCGCAGUUUGAAUGAUAAAAGAGGGGGAAAACCAGUGAGAAGUAUUGAAAGGGUACAGAGGUCAAGACUUGACCCAGGAGUACUGAGAAAAAUACCAAUUUUUAAUAAUAAUUUUUGUGAUCUUUCUAAUAAUGAUUUGAAUGAGUUUCCGGUUGAUUUAAUUGACAGAAUUCAAAAUAUUAAGAUGCUGUACCUUGGGAAUAAUUAUUUAGAAAAAUUACCAGAUGAGUUGUUUACCAAACUCAAGUGCCUGGAAUGGCUGGACCUGAGGAACAAUAAAUUAAAGUCUUUACCGAAAAGUAUCAAGAAUCAUCGGUCGCUAAAAACGAUCUUACUCCAGGGAAAUGAAAUUGAAAGACUGCCAGAGGAAUUAUGCACGCUGGAGAAUUUGAAACUUGUUAAUAUUGGGGAGAGCCAGUGUGUGUUUCCGCCAGAAGAGGUCUGGAGAAAAGGGUUCGCGGAGGUCAAAGAGUUUCUGAGGAAAGAGUGGAACAAAAACCACCCUGAUGAAAUUAUAGAAGCUAGGGAUAAAAAAAUUCUGCCGAUACUGUCCCAAGAUAUGCCGACAAGAAAACAGAACCCAACAAAAAAAAUCUGUUUAAAAAAUUCGCGCCUGCGCGCGAAUAAUUACAAACCUUCAAACAGGUACGAGUCUGGCAAACUUAAAUUACUAUGCAAUAAUUGCGUUAAAUCAUUGAGAAACAAAAAUCACUCGAGUGUCAUCAGUGACCUCAAUGACUCUGGGUAUCAUCUAAAAGUUCAACUGACGCAAAACAAAAACAAAAACAAAAAUAAAAUUAAAAACGAAUUUUUGGACAAUUACGAGGACACCUAUCUCAGUGUCAAUAAUGUAGGGCACAACAAAAAAGAUGCCGCGGUUUUAAUUAAUUUAGAUGAUGAACUGAAGGGUGAAGGCAUUAGAGGGAACAAAGUAACGAGGGUCGAAAAAAUAAGUCUCGCUGAGGAAAUCAAAAGAAUCGAAGACAUUCAGGUUAAAGAACGGGUUUAUAAUGUCAUUACUAAUGACCGCGUGGUGACUAAAUUAAGACCCAUGAGACUUAAUGACCCUAAUUGGAUACUGGGUUUCGUUAAAAAUUACUUGGGAAUAGACAAACAAUAUUUAGGGUCAUGCCGUGUUAAUGGAACUAAUGAAGAAUUAGAAAAAAAAUUAUUAAUGAUAGAAAAAGUUAGAGAAAAAUUGAAUAGACAAGCGGAAGUUCUUCAAAAAGUAAAAGACUACGAGGCUUUGAAAAAAUGGCGGCUAGAUUACAAAAUAAAAUUGCGGCGAUCAAAAAUUCGAAAUUCACAAAAUGAUUAUUCUGAAAUCACUCAAAAAAUUGAUAAAAAAUUUGGAAAUGAAAAUAUUAAUAGAGAAAUUUAUGACGUGGCCGAGGUAUUGAAAGGAAUGAAUUUAUUUGGUGGCGGGAAAAAUCAAACGGAAAAUAAUUUGACAGACAUCACGCGGGAAAUAAAUAAAUUAAAGUCAAUUAGAAAUCAACUAAAAGAGUUAAAGAGGAAAAAUGAAUAUUCACUAGUACCUUACGACCCUAGUGUGCUGGAAAAAAAAAUUUAA
Molecule: messenger RNA, 1872 nt
Organism: Microplitis demolitor
Lineage: Eukaryota; Metazoa; Arthropoda; Insecta; Hymenoptera; Braconidae
Product: E3 ubiquitin-protein ligase LRSAM1
Exons: 6
Coding region: 1-1872 (623 amino acids)
Molecular function (GO): protein binding
Source: RefSeq, a predicted model, not a curated record